UCGAAAAGUUAUAAAUUUUAUAUAAAUUUACAUAUGGAAAUACAAAAAAUUCUGUUCUUCUCUUUUCUAGUGGGAUUAGCAUGAACCAGAAGCUGUACAGACCCAGCUGCUAUUUCUCAGGCAACAAGCUCAUCCUCAUUCACUAAUGCCAUAUUUACAAAUGGUGUAAUAGGGACAGUUCUGGACUUAGGACCAACUUCUGGAGAUCUAUAUCUUUUUGGGAUGGCCCAAGACCCAUCUAACAAUUAUACUUUUGCAAAGAGAGUUAAGCAAGAUGGAACUGAGACUUAUUCAAAGUAUUACUCCUCUAAUUCUCCAAUCUAUCCUUUCCGUUUUCUGUUUAUGGUAGAUGCUCAAGAAACUUAUUUCUAUUUUGGAGAAUAUUCUCAACCCCUACUAACAUUUAUUGAAACUGCCUGUUCUACAGGGGCUAUCAAUAGGAUUCUUUCGGUGAAAGAUAUUUCAACAAACAAUGAUAACAUAAGAAUCAGCCCAAUGGCAAGUGGAGGAGGGUUCAUUUUUACAGCAACCGAGAACGGGUUAGGUCACAAAAUUCUUUGAAAAUUUCCAGGAGGAACCUCAGCAUUACAAUGAACCCACAUUCCUUUGGACUAUAUUCCUAACUUCUCUAUUGCAAUUGAUGCAAACAGUGUCUACUAUGGGAUGGAAGGAAGUACAGAUGAGAAUGUUUACUAUCAUAAAUCUGAUUUUAGUUUAUCUAAUCCUCAUGUCUGGGCUAAGAAGAUAGCCUGUCCCGGAUCAGGAUGAGUUGGACAAGGAGCUGUAGCGAAGCAUGACCAAUCAAGAAGCUAUUUAUACACUCUUUAUGUUUACAACUCAGUGGCUAUUUUCACAAUCCUAAAUUCCGGUGAUGGAUCUUCUUUUGGAGCUCAAUAUAUAGAUAAUGAUAGCUGCACUGCAGCUUAUGAUAUUACUUACUCUAGUGACCAGGUGUUCAUUUUGACAAGUUGAAGUACAGAGAAACUCUCUGUUUAUAAUUUAACUUCAGGAACUAUGAUAUCUUUUCGAAAUACUGGAUCGAUCAAUUUUGGAGGAGCAGUUGUGGCUAGCUCUUAUUUGUAUCUUCUUGGUUUUGAUGACUCAGCAACAGCAAAAGGAUAUUGGAUAAAAACAUUACAUAAAACUCCAGCUAGUAACUCAGACAUUGUUUCCGGGUCUACAUUUUCAGUUGCAGCAUUUGAUUAUCUUUUAGACACUUUCACACCAAAUACUUCAACUUUUGUAAACGUGGGAUCAAUAUCUGAUUCUGGAGCUGUUGGAAAUACUGAUGUAUCUCUUCCUUUUGUUUCAACAACAUCUGGAAACAUUGCAAUUUACCUGGAUACUUUGACUUAUUCAAAUCUAGCAGCCAACACUCAAUAUAUACUAAAUAUUUACCUGACUUGCUACAUCAGUACUUUAAUUUCUAUCACUUAUGUGCUCGAUGAUGGAAGUGGAGGAUCACCUCUUACAUGGGUCACUCUGGAUUCGACUGCUCAGACAUUGACAAUGAACACUCCUAAUGUGACUACCACAACUUCAUACAAUGUGUAUAUUCAAUCGACAGUCGGAGGAAGUACAUACUCGAGGCAAGUAGUCAUCUCAGUGGAUCCUGAAUCAUCUUCAGGUAGUUCUACGAGCUCAUCUUCCCAAGUUUCUGCAGACGAUACCAAAUUGCAGCCAGAUUCAUUUUCUCAAUCUGCAGAAAUAACGACUGUUACCAUGGUAGGAGCAACUGCUGGGGUCGCAACCAUUAGCACAGUUGCUUUGCAAGGAGGACCUCAAGGACUAUGGAGUAUCAUUCACCAGUUCCAAUUCUACCUGUUGAUUCCUCUACUUAGUUCUACAGUCCCUGACAAAAUCACUGAGUUCUUAGAAGGCAUGGACUUCUGUCUGUUCAACCUCGAUUUCAUCAGCUUCGACUCUUUCCCAGUGUUCGUGGAGGCAGAAAAGCUGAUGGAGUGCAAAUCUGAGUCAGGGUAUCUGUAUGACAUUGGGAUCAGGUACCAGUGAUUGUUUCUGAGUAUGUUCCAGUUCUUUAUGUCACUCUUGCUCGCAAUGAUUGUGCAUGUGGUUAUCAUAAUUUUGUACAUCAAGUUCGGAAAAUACGAAUCCAAACUUUCUUGGCCAAUUAGGUAUUUGUUCAAACUUUUGACUUUGAAUUUCUACAUCCGAUAUUUAGUUGAGGCAUUCCUGAUAUUAAAUCUUGCAAGUUCAAACGAAGUGUAUCUUUCUGAUUUUUCAUCUACUGGCAAAGUGCUCUCAUAUUGCCUCUCGCUAGUUAUUGUGAUAUUGUUGGCGUUCACGAUGGUGCUGGCAUAUAUUAUUUCUCGAAGAGCGGCUCAAGACAAAAUCAAUCUAGAAACUACUUACUUCUCUGAAAUCGUAGAUGGCACCAAAGAAACGUUCUGGGCCAGAUUCGCCACCUUCUUUCACUUGCUCAGAAUAUUCUGCAGCGUCACCUGGAUCGUCAUGAGUGUGUCUUUUGGAGCUGUUGCUAGAGCUACAGUCUACUGUCUAAUUCAGUUUGCCUUUGUCUGCAUCAAAGUCGCAAUCAGGUUUUAUGAGGAGCCUAAAGACAACAUCAUCGAAGUCUUGGAUGAUCUCAUAUAUCUAGGGCUCUGAAUUGUGAUUGUUGUGCAAGCUAACGAAGACAACUGGAAUGAAUCAUUGUCCAACAUUGUUAUCACAGUGAUGACUCUGAACACUUUGUUGAUAUUAGUCAUUAACAUAUUUGUAAUGGUGGUUACACUCUUAAGUUAUUGCAAAACAAAGCAGCGGGCCAGAAUAUCUCAAGACACAACUAUUCAAGAUAAAAACAAGAGGGUUAGAUCCUCGUCAUCUAAAAUAGAUGACACUCCAAGGAAAUCAAAAAUAAGUAAACCAGGGACAGCUAUCAAUGUCUUUGAGGAGGAGAAAUAUGAAGGCACGAGUCGAAACUACGCUUCUGAUUUAACUCCAAAUGAAAUAAAUAUUUCUGAAUAAGC
This is a messenger RNA of Moneuplotes crassus, 2987 nucleotides long. The record is from the annotation of a GenBank genome assembly. Lineage: Eukaryota; Ciliophora; Spirotrichea; Euplotida; Euplotidae.